AUGAACAAUCUGUCUAUAAAGUCACUGACAAGAUCAUUGACCACCUUGUCAGUAGCCACAGAAUCACCUCUAUUAUACAGGAACUAUGGUCGUGUUAUAGACACUAUUGAAGUACCAGAAGGACUUGAGAGGUUUAAUAGACCACAUAGACGUCAACCUACACAUGCUCGCAAGCGUAGAGUAGUUAGAUUGAUUCAGACUAGAGCCAAUCUUAGACUUAAGGAGCAUCAGAAACCUAUUAGCAACUGGCGCAAUGCACCACAGAAUCAUCUGCCCAAGUUUGAUGAGAGCAAGGUCAAGCCAAAGAUCGACUACAAGGCACGUGUGGAUCAGCGACUCGACGAGCCAUUCGGCUGGAGGAAGCGUCAGGAGCAGCGCGAGCAGUUCAUCAAGCAGAAGGAGGAGGAGUUCCUCAGCCAGCUGCGAGUCAAGAGAAGUCAGCGUGAAGAGGAGCUGCAGCGAAUGAACGAGGCCAAGCGCGAGGCAUUGGAAGCAAGACGUCUGCAACAACAACAACAGACACUGCUAUCGACGUCAAACUAA
Acytostelium subglobosum LB1 is the source of this 543-nucleotide messenger RNA. RefSeq lists its product as hypothetical. The record is from RefSeq and is a predicted model, not a curated record. Lineage: Eukaryota; Evosea; Eumycetozoa; Acytosteliales; Acytosteliaceae. The coding region runs from base 1 to 543 and encodes 180 amino acids. The transcript is spliced from 2 exons.